This is a messenger RNA of Penicillium vulpinum, 849 nucleotides long. It is a transcript of the gene rip1, whose product is annotated as ubiquinol--cytochrome-c reductase catalytic subunit RIP1. The coding region runs from base 1 to 849 and encodes 282 amino acids. Gene Ontology annotation, biological process: mitochondrial electron transport, ubiquinol to cytochrome c. The record is from RefSeq and is a predicted model, not a curated record. The transcript has 4 exons. Lineage: Eukaryota; Fungi; Ascomycota; Eurotiomycetes; Eurotiales; Aspergillaceae. Gene Ontology annotation, molecular function: 2 iron, 2 sulfur cluster binding; quinol-cytochrome-c reductase activity. Gene Ontology annotation, cellular component: membrane.
AUGACAGGCCCCGUGAUUCCGAUCGCUAGCGAAAGCUCUGGCUCCAACUUCAACUUCCGACUUCAUCCACUCUCUAUCCUCACCUCGCUCUCCACAACUCGCGGCUCAAUUCCCCCGUGGUCAAUUGCCCUCACAAUGUCGCUCUCCUCCGCUUCCAGCACCCUGCUGCGCACCGUCGCUCGGCAGCAGCUGCCCACCUCCCGCGCCGCCGUCACCUCCUGCCAGCAGCGGAGGGGAGUUGCCGAUGCGAAGUCGUCCUUCGAAUCUCCCUUCGCCAGCGCUAACGAGCGUGGCUCGACCCUGAAGAUCCCCAACUUCAGCAAGUACAAGUCCAACAACUCGCCCCGCUCCAACCAGGUCUUCUCCUACUUCAUGGCCGGCUCCCUCGGUCUGGCGAGUGCUGUCGGUGCCAAGGCUACUGUCCAGGAUUUCCUGGUCAACAUGUCCGCCUCCGCCGAUGUCCUGGCCCAGGCCAAGGUCGAGAUCGCUCUCGGUGCUAUCCCCGAGGGCAAGAACGUCAUCAUCAAGUGGCGUGGUAAGCCCGUCUUCAUCCGUCACCGCACCCAGGCCGAGAUCGAUGAGGCUCGUGAGUCCAAGUGGGAGGGUCUCCGUGACCCCCAGCCCGAUGAGGACCGCGUCCAGCGUCCCGAGUGGCUCGUCAUGCUCGGUGUCUGCACCCACUUGGGUUGUGUUCCCAUCGGUGAGGCCGGUGACUACGGCGGCUGGUUCUGCCCCUGCCACGGUUCCCACUACGAUAUCUCCGGCCGUAUUCGGAAGGGCCCUGCCCCUCUGAACUUGGAGGUUCCCGCCUACACCUUCCCCGAGGAGGAUACCCUGGUUAUCGGUUAA